CAGCGAACUACGGUCAUCACUCGUUGGCAGAUGGCCUAGGUACUCAAUAACAUUGUUGAAAUUGAGACCGCCAAAGACUCAGUAACCUCUUGCUACAUAGCUGUAUUGAUUUCAAGUUCAAAGGUCAAGCCCUUCCACUCUCACGAAAGUGGGAUGUCCUUGUCCUGCCAAGUCGCCUCCUCGGAAAAGUGUUUCCGGGCAAGCAUCUCUCUCUCACACACGAUAUUGUGAACGCCCGGUUUUUCCGUUCUCCCUUUCAGUCCGACUGCAAAAUUGAGCGUCCCAUUCUGCUCACCAAAAUCCGAGAUGCAAAUCCCCGACAUCGACACCGAGAAAUGUCUCGGCUUCCUUUCAAAGCUGGUCCAGAUCAAGAGCUACUCUGAAACCUCGGGAGAAAUCGAAAUCACAGACUUCAUCUCCCAGAAAAUGAAGGACAUCAGCCUCGAAGCUGAUGUCUACCCGUUUGCCAAUGGCACGCGACAAAAUGCCAUCGGACGAUGGAAAGGCAAGGACCCUUCAAAAUCGAAAACCUUGCUCUUCAACGGCCACUUAGACACCAAUCCCGUGACUGAAGGUUGGACCGUCGAUCCCUGGGAAGGCAAGAUUGACGAAGGUUUCAUUUAUGGGAUUGGAGUUAGUAACAUGAAAGCUGGCUGUGCAGCCUAUUUUUGCGCUGUGGAAGAUCUGAAGUCCGCUGGUUGGACACCGAAAGGAGAUAUCGUCUUGACCUUUGUCGUUGGAGAACUCCAAGGAGGAGUUGGGACAAUGGCUGCCAUAGAGCAAGGCAGAAUGAAUGCGGACUACUUCAUCAACUGCGAGCCAAGUGAUAUCAGAGCUAUCACUAAGCAUGCUGAAGCUCUGAUGUUCGAGGUUGAUUUGCUUGGAGUCACGAGACAUAUGUCUGCUGCUGAAGAAGCUGCUGAUUCGAUCCUGGCUGCUUGUGCACUGAUCCCCGAGCUCGACAAAAUGACAUUCAGUGGUGCGAAGAGUGAAGAUCAUAAGAGGUGCAAUCGAUGUUUGGUUGGCGUUGUUCAUGGUGCGUUGGGAAAGAAACUCGAGGAGUGGAGGCCAAGUCAAGUUGCCGAUGUAUGCAGGUUAGCUGGAAGUGCUAGAUACGCGCCUGGACAGACCAAAGAAGGUGUCAUGAGAGAUAUCGAAGAGACCAUCAGCAGGGUAUUAUCAGAGAAGUGUCCGGGAGUGAAAUUUGAACUCAGGCAACGAUUCGAGCCUACGAUGCCAGCAUUCGAGGUGUCAGCUGACUCAAGAAUUGUCAAAUCACUGAACAAGGGCUAUCAUGAUGUAAGGGGAGAAGAGCAACCGACUGGAGUUUUGAAACCUACAUGCUUCUACGGAUCAGAUGCUGGACAUUUAUACAAGCAGCUUGGCAUGGAAGGCAUUGUGUGCGGACCUGGUGGCAAGUACAACACGAGACCAGAUGAGAAGGUCGACAUUCCUGAUUAUCUAGACUGUAUUAGAAUGUUUAUGAGAGUAAUUGUAGACAUCUGUAGUUGA
Mollisia scopiformis is the source of this 1512-nucleotide messenger RNA. RefSeq names its product Zn-dependent exopeptidase. The record is from RefSeq and is a predicted model, not a curated record. Bases 307 to 1512 code for a protein of 401 amino acids. The transcript has a single exon. Gene Ontology annotation, molecular function: hydrolase activity. NCBI's taxonomy places the organism in Eukaryota, Fungi, Ascomycota, Leotiomycetes, Helotiales, Mollisiaceae.